Messenger RNA from Papilio xuthus (Asian swallowtail), 1759 nucleotides. Its product is annotated as solute carrier family 41 member 1. Gene Ontology annotation, molecular function: monoatomic cation transmembrane transporter activity. Lineage: Eukaryota; Metazoa; Arthropoda; Insecta; Lepidoptera; Papilionidae. The record is from RefSeq and is a predicted model, not a curated record. Gene Ontology annotation, cellular component: plasma membrane. Gene Ontology annotation, biological process: monoatomic cation transport. The transcript has a single exon. The coding region runs from base 352 to 1668 and encodes 438 amino acids.
CGUCUCUUAUUUUAUAUACUCUUUGCUUGUCUUGUCAAAUCAGCCUAAUGUCUAGACCCAAUAUCUCAAUCUAAAAUUCUUAUUAAUAUUAAUAAAUUAAGUAAACUCUGGCGCUUAACUGAAAUUUAUAGUAGUGUUGUGUCUAUAAAAUACAAAGUAGUGCACUUGCCUGGAGAAAAAAUUGUUGUAGAGGUUGGCUCAAAUAAACUCAAAGAUGGUAUUUUAAUAGUAAUUAAAUGAACAUGGAUAUUAUUGAAGAAGCGGCGCGGCUUUAAUGCCCUAUAUAGUACGUCAUCAUUUUCUAUACUUUUAUUGGUAUUUUAUUUAUUAAUUCUUAUAUAUUUUGUCAUCAUGAACAGAAUCAAGAAUAAUACUAGAAUGCCAAGGAAUUCCGGAAGUACAAAUGAGACCGAUGUUCACGCAGAUGCGUGUAGGCUCAUUGCGAACUCGAAUAAACCGCCCGAACCAAAAUAUGAAAACUCUUGGACUGCAGGAGUUCAAAUGUUUGUGUCGUUUCUGCUCGCCGGAUAUGGAAUGGUUGCAGCCAGUUUGUUGCUUGAUAAAGUACAACAUUGGGAUGUCUUCCAAGUAGUGUCAGAAGUGUACAUUUUAGUUCCAGCACUUCUGGGAUUAAAAGGAAAUUUAGAAAUGACUCUAGCAUCAAGAUUAUCAACACAUGCACAUUUAGGACACAUUGAUAGCAAUCUUAGUACUUUGAUUGUGGGUAACAUGUGUCUCAUUCAGUGUCAAGCAGUUCUUGUUGGGUUUUUAGCUGCUAUGGCUGCAGUGGCUAUGGGUUGGAUACCGGAUGGCCAGUUUGAUAUACAUCAUGCCAUGUUACUAUGUGCUUCGAGUGUUCUAACAGCCUCAUUUGCAAGUUUGGUGCUUGGUUUAAUAAUGAUUGGUGUGAUAGUGCUUUCUAAACACAUGGACAUAAAUCCUGAUAAUGUGGCUACACCUAUAGCAGCAAGUCUAGGUGAUUUAACAACAUUGGCACUCUUAUCUUGGAUAGCAUCUUUAUUACAUAGGACAAUUGGUUCAAGUAUUAUACUGCCUUCUAUUAUUAUAAUUGGUGGUUUAAUUCUAGUGCCAGUUUGUGGAUACAUAGCAUAUGAAAAUAAAUUUACAAGGCAAGCCUUAGAUGAAGGGUGGGUUCCUGUGGUGUCUGCAAUGGUUAUAAGUAGCGCGGGGGGAUUAAUAUUAGAUUAUACUGUGUCAAAUUAUUCAGGAAUUGCAGUAUUUCAGUUGGUUAUCAAUGGGAUAGGUGGUAACAUGGUAGCAGUGCAUGCAUCCAGACUCUCAACAUCAUUGCACACUGGGCAGAAAAUGGAUUCAGUUUUGAGCAGCACUACAAAGCUACUUAUGGUUAUGGUGAUCCCCAGUCAACUAAUAUUUAUUCACACAAUUGAAUAUUUGAAGGCUGGACACACUUCUUUAACUCCAAUUUUUAUUCUUAUUUAUAUGUCUGCUGCUCUCCUGCAAGUAUUUCUCUUACUAACAAUAAGUCACUAUAUGGUAGUGGGUAUGUGGAAAUUGGGGAUGGAUCCUGAUAAUUCUGCUAUACCAUAUUUAACAGCAUUAGGUGAUCUUUUAGGUACAGCAUUAUUAGGUAUAGCCUUCCAUGUUUUAUAUGCCAUCGGUGAUAAGGAUAGUGACUUAGGUGAUUAAUAUAUGUACAUAUUUAUAUACAUACAUGUACUAUUUAGUAUUAUAAUGAAUGCUCAAACUGUAUAAAAAAGACUUGUAUACUUAAACUAAA